This is a messenger RNA of Adineta ricciae, 3294 nucleotides long. Lineage: Eukaryota; Metazoa; Rotifera; Eurotatoria; Adinetida; Adinetidae. The record is from the annotation of a GenBank genome assembly.
AUGGAAGACUUCAAUAAUUCAUCUGUGAACAGAACAGUCGUUGUGGAAGAAUCAUCAACUGCUGCGAUUAUUCUCGUUCUAUCCUCGGCUGUCUUAAUUUCAUGUUUGAGUAAAAUCGUCUUCAUCAAAUUUCUUCACCAUCGAAUCAAUCUUUCAUUUUACAUCGUUGUUCUGCUUUUGGGUUUUGUUAUUGGCACCAUAGCGACACAAAUCAAAGGGCGAUUCAGUGAAGAUGAUUUCCUCCGAGGUGAACUUCAUCUAAGUAAAAUAAGUCCAAGAUUAAUCUAUUACAUAUUUCUUCCGAUUAUUAUCUUUGAUGCAUCAUUCAAUGCACACUUUCAUGUUGUUAAGCAACAAUUGAUCACCACGAUUUUAGUCGCAGGACCCGGCGUUCUCAUUUCGACUGCAUUCAUUUCAUUAUUUGUUGUUUACCUCUUUCCAUCGGAUUAUCAAUGGUCAUGGAUAACUGGUCUUUUAUUUGGUAGUAUUUUAAGUACAACAGAUCCGGUCACAAUCAUUACGAUGUUAGGAGAUUGUGGAGCGAGUCAUUCCUUAUCAUCGUUGAUUGAUUCGGAAUCACUAUUGAAUGAUGGAUUAGUUUUUAUGCUUUUUCCAGUGUUGACUCGAAUUGGUUUAGGUACUUCUCAUACAGUUGCACAGAUCGUUUGUGAUGUUCUUCGAUAUGGCGUUGGCGGAGCUUUGUUCGGUUUAUUCUGUGGUUUUAUAUGUGUAUUUGUCUUGAAUCGAAUUAAUAACGAAUUAAAAAUCGAAAUUACGAUCACAUUUAGUGUGACAUACCUUGUCUUCUACAUCGCAGAUGCUGAAUUGGGUGUUUCCGCAGUGGUUGCAUUGAUGUUUAUGGGCUUAUACAUGGCCAAACACAAAUACUGUAUCAGUAGUAACGUUCAAUUAUCACUCGCUGGUGCAUGGCAAAUCAUCAUUUUUGUUAUCAACAUUCUUACAUUCACUCUAAGUGGCCUAAUUUUAGCACAUACAUUUGUCGGCAUUGAAAAUACGUUGAGCAGUCGAGAUUUCGGAAUCUCUCUCGUACUUUAUUUACUAAUUCAUGUCAAUCGAGCGUUAACAGUUGGUGUUUUGUAUCCCGUGAUCACAUGGAGUGGAAUACAUUUAAAUCGAAAAGAAUGUGUAAUAUUCGCAUGGAGUGGAAUACGCGGUCGACAAGCGUUGAUUCUCGCUCUUUUGGUGUACUUGGAUAAGAAAACUGAACGUGCGACGAGUGAACGAUUUCUUUUCAAUGUUUCAAUGUUGGUUUUAUUAACACUGACAGUGAAUGGAACUAGUAGUAAAUUUCUUGUGAAAAUGCUUGGACUGGAUAAAGGAACACCUGAAAGUCAAACAGUACGUUCUCAGGCAUUAAAACAUAUGAAAAGUCAAACAUCUGACCAGAUCAAGAAAAUGAAAGAUGAUAUUAACUUUGCUAAUGUAAACUGGAAGGUACUUUAUGAUUAUUUACCUGAGAUUUUAAUUGAAGAAGCUGAUGAUGAACAUAACAGGAAUGUUCAUCCACAAAUCACCGUCAAUUCUCGACAAAUCUCGUUUGAUCCCAUACCAAAAUCGCUUUCUGCUUCGUCGAAUCAAUUAAACAACGACCAAUACUCCGAUCUAAUUUCCACAAACAGUAUUUUUCAAUUAGAUCUAGAGAUUGCAUCCAAAGAUCGAUAUUUACUGGAACCAUUCGUUCAACCACGAAGUACAACAGAUUUAAAUACGGAUGAUUAUCAAAUCAAUAUGCGAAAUGAAAUCAUCAAACGCUUUCUCACAGCUAUGGCUGUUGAUUACGAAAAACAAUGGUACCUAGGAAUGAUCCGACGACGAACUCUCAAAGUGUUAAUCGAAACUGUCGAACAAGCUAAGACCAAGAUCUCAUUGAAACGACAUUGGCAAUUACUUGUCGGUCAUUUUCAUAUGCCCUUCUGGUUAAAAUGUUUAAUCAAAUUCGAUAAGAUUGUUUGGCUAAAUCGGCAAACAGAAAAAUCUCUAUUCGAACAUUUGAUACUCACUAUUGAAUUAGCAUUAGCAUUUCAUUCAGCAACAUCACGAUUAGAACAUAUGCUGUUGAAAAUCCCUGAAUUUACCAAUAUCGAUAAUCAUAUCAUAAGCAAUGUUCUCAAUGAUGCGAAGAAACUACAAAUUCGCGCAUCACUCGUUCUCCAAGAUUUGCAAUAUUCAUAUAAGAAAUGUUGGACAGUCGAAAUGACGAAACGUUGCGCUCAAAUGCUUUUAAAAUACGAGUCCGUUGCCAUUAUUCAAUUAUACGAAACGGGAAUGUUAAAUGAAAACGAAUACACACACAUUCUUCAAUUAAUUCAAAAAAAAUUAUUCCAUUUAGAAUAUGGUCACAUCAUGAGUAUACCGGAGACUGAUUUACAUUUAGAACAAGACAAUCAAUUCAAUAAUUUGCCAUUAUUUUUCGAUUUAUCUGAAGAUGAAAAAUAUCAAUUGAAACAGUUAUUAAAAUCACGAAGGAAACUUUUUCAACCAGGCGAGCUUCUCCUUCGACAAGGUCAUAUUACAUCGGAAGCAUACUUAAUCGUACGAGGUAUCGUCGAAUGUUCCGAAGAUCUACUAACAUGUUAUCGAUCAGGUCACAUCAUUGGCGUUGAUUCGUUAUUUGAUAAGAGUUCUUCGACAUCGAAUCGAACGUAUCGAGCUGGAAGUAGCAUCGUUGAAACAUUCGCUAUCGAUCAAUCGUUGCUGAAUAUAUUUUUAUCAAAUUCGAACACACUUCAGUUAAUCUACAAUGAAAUCGCUCUUCAUAUGUUGAUUAGCAUGUAUCAAUAUCCAAUACAUUUGUUAAAUUAUGCACAAAUCAAAGUUCUUUUGGACGAAUAUGCCAUUUUCUAUCGAAUUGAAACUGGACAAGAUGUGUUGAGUAUUCAACUAAAACGCAACGAACGAUUGUUUAUUUUAACUGGUACAAUGCAAAGAGAAGAUGAUGAUUAUUUUAUGGAUGGGCCACAAUUAGUUACUGUUAAUCAAGCGACAACAUUUCAUUGCAAUUCGAAUAAAUUGUGUGUCGUAUAUACGUGGACAUUGGAUAAUGAACAAGAAUGUUUACAAAUUGUACGAUCGUUUACGACGACUUAUCGUUUAUCGGAUUCGUCCGAUGAGAAAGCUGACGCAAAUGUUGUUUAUCCAUCAUUUUCAGAUAAUCCAACGGGAUUCAUACAACAGAAUCAUUCGUUAGUACAGUUUGCACGAUCGGCAACUCAUACGAGUAAUUUUCAAUUGAUUCCCUUGGAAUCAAUGGAUCGAUACUAUGAAAGAACAUAG